AUGACAUCCCCAACAUCAUUCACUCUCUUCCCCCUCCUCCCUCCCGAACUCCGCCUGCAAAUCUACCACCACGCCUGCCACCCGCGCGUGACAACCCUCUCCUACCUCCCGGCUCCGCGAGACACCUAUCACUGCUCAACUCCGCCGCCCCCACUCCUCCACAUCUCGCGGGAAUCCCGCGCCGAAGGCCUGCGCCUUUACGCGAAGUGCCUCCUUCCAUCACCACCAUCACCACCAUCACCACCCACCCAACAACCACCCCCCGAUCUAACCGAGUCACCGCCAGAAGACGACGACCCCCAACCCCGCAGGUAUUUCUACCACCACCCGCACCUCGACACACUGUACCUACCGCGCCCGCCACGCGCCGCUGACCCACUCGGGCUGGGGUACGCGGACUGGGCGCGCGAGUUUGCGGCCGGGGCGGCGACGGCCCGAACAGCGGUGGUAACGACAACGACAACGACAACGACGGCGGCGGCGACGAGAACGGGACCGGGGGCCGGGCCGAGUGGGCUCGCGGGCGUGGUGCGCCGGCUGGCGGUGGAUUACGUCCCCGCCGAGGUGCGCCGGCCGUGGGAGGUGUUUGGCAAGGUGUGUCUGAUCCGGGGGUGUCCGUUGUUGGAGGAGGCGUACUUGGUGGUUCAGGUUAGUGAUGGUGGUGAGGGCAGGCGGCAGCAGCGGUUGGGCGCUGCUGGUCUGCCGCCGGGGGGGCGGAGGGCGGUGGAGUUUGUUGAUCCUGCGGCGGGGGAUGCGGAGAUCGUGCGGAUUAUGGAGCGGGUGCGGGCGUCGUUUCGGGUGGAGCUCGGGGACGGGGCGGGUGAGGCUGGGUCGGUUGGGUCAGCUGCGUGGGGUGGGUUGGGAAAGGAGGGCGCUGAAGAGGGGACGGGGCGGGGCGGGUUGGAGCUGGUUCCUAAGGCUAUGGUGCUGAGCCCGUGGGGGUGUCGGCAUGUGGCUUGCGCGUCGUGA
Molecule: messenger RNA, 969 nt
Organism: Chaetomium globosum CBS 148.51
Lineage: Eukaryota; Fungi; Ascomycota; Sordariomycetes; Sordariales; Chaetomiaceae
Exons: 1
Coding region: 1-969 (322 amino acids)
Source: RefSeq, a predicted model, not a curated record